UGAAGUGCUUUACACGCGGUUUCUUCCGAACUCGGAAUAAAUAUCAGAAAUCAGAUAAAAUCAGGAAAAUGUUAUGAAGUGAAUUAGUUGCGAUUUACAUUUACGAUGAUAUGGAUGAACAUUCGGGCAUAAAGCGUUUGUGCUGCAGCCAGGCUACAAUGUGAACAUGUCAUGACUUUAUUUUCCCUUUUCUAGCUUUCUGAGUGUUUGUAGUUUCUCCUGGUGCUCAGAUGAACAGAGGACAGGAGGACAUCACUAUAGAGCUUAAAGCUGUCAGUGUGGAGCCCAGACACACCUGUAAUCAGUGUAAACACCACUGUGGGAUCCUCAGGCUCUGCAGUUGGCACCAAGGAGGCUCUUAUUGGCACUGUGGGGUUUAAAGGUACCACCAUGGACUCCUCUGAUGUAGAUGCCAUGUUGCAGAGUAAACAUGUCACUUUGGGGGAGAAAAGUGCCACUAUAGAGUCUUCUGUUGAUGUGCUGCAGUCUACAGAUGACACUUUGGGAUCUAAUAUGAUUUUACAGCCGAACACUGACACUUUGGGGUCUCAUGAUGAUUCUUUGGGGUCUAAUGAUGAUGCUUUGGGGUCUAAUGAUGAUGCUUUAGGGUCUAGCACGACCUUACAGUCUAACAGCUUCACUUUGGGGUCUAACGAUGACACUUUGGGGUCUAACGAUGACACUUUGGGGUCUAACGAUGACACUUUGGGGUCUAAUGAUGACACUUUGGGGUCCAACAGUGUGGCUGUGGAGUCUAACGAUGCCACUUUGGGGUCUAACGAUGCCACCAUGGUGUCUGUUUCUGCCACUUUGGAGUCUGAGGGUGCUACUGUGAUAUCCACUGGUGCCUGUGAAACAGCUGAAGGCAGCAACAUUCAAGUGUCUGUGAUCAUCCCGGUAUAUAACGGUGCUAAAUGGCUGGAUGAAUGUCUUCAGGCCAUCUCAGAUCAGGACUUUCAUGGCACUCUGGAGAUCUCAGUGUUUGAUGACAACAGUACGGAUAACUCUAGAGAGAUUGCUGAAAGCUGGAGAGCGAAGAUGAGGAUGAGAGGCGUUACCAUGGUGAUAUCUGGCCAUAACACAGGCAGACCAAGAGGAGUUGGAUUUGCCAAAAACAAAGCUGUUGCUCAAAGCUCUGGACAAUAUCUUUGCUUUCAGGAUGCGGAUGACGUCAUGAUGCCCCAGAGAGUGAGACUGCAGUAUGAAGCUGCUGUCCUGAACCCCAAUACUAUUGUUGGUUGUCAGGUGAGGCGAAUUCCAGAAGGUUCCACUGAGCGCUACACCAGGUGGAUCAACACACUCAAUCCAGAGCAACUGCUCACGCAGGUCUACACCUCUCACGGACCCACGGCCGUCAUGCCGACGUGGUUCUGCUCGCGCCUUUGGUUCCAGAAAGUCGGCCCUUUUGAUGAAGGAGGGAAGGGGGUUCCAGAGGAUUUGCUGUGGUUCUACCAGUGCCUUCGGCAGGGAGGGGGAUUGAUCAGAGUGGAUGAGUGUCUGCUGAUUUAUCGCUACCAUGAGCAGGCAGCAACACACUCUGUACUGGAGGAAACCAUCUGGAACCUCCGAGUGGACUUCUUACAGGAGAGAGUGAUCGGACAGUGGGAUUCCUUCACCAUAUGGAACGCUGGGAAACAGGGAAGGAAACUUUACCGCAGUUUGACGUCGACCAAUCAGAAGAAGGUGAAAGCAUUCUGUGAUGUAGACGAGAACAAAAUUAAAAAGGGCUUCUACACAUAUGAGGAAUCAAAGGAACGACCCAAACCUCAAAUCCCUGUGCUGCACUACAGAGAUUCAUCCCCUCCAUUUAUUGUGUGUGUAAAACUGGAUAUGACCGGUGGUGUUUUGGAGGAGAUGCUGCUCUCUCUCUCUUUAACAGAGGGACUGGAUUAUUAUCACUUCAACUGACUGAUGGACAGAAAGAAGCUGUGAGUGACAGAUGAAGACAACAUGGCAGACAGAUGAAAAAGAGAUGCAGAGAAGAUGUGUGUGUGUGUGUGUGUGUAUGUGUGUGUGUGUGCGCAUGUGUGUUUGCUCAGUGUUACUGUAUGUAGCUGAUAAGUGCAGUGAUUAGAGAGCGGCUUUGAUUGGUCAGUGUACUUUUACUGUUUACUUUUCUCUAAACCUCAAAACAUUCAUUCAUCCUGCUAUCUGUGUGUGUGUGUGUGUGUGUGUGUGUGUGUGUGUGUGUGUGUGUGUGUGUGUGUGUGUGUGUGUUGAAACUCAGGCCUUUGUGGACAGGAGACAGACAGAGGAAUGUGUGUGUUGUGUUAAGACAUUAUCUGAGGUCAGCAGCCACGUUCCUCCCUCUGUGUGUGUGUGUGUGUGUAUGUGUGUGAGCGAGAGAUGCAGCAGCCUUUUUGUGGAUCAAAUGUCCCCAUUAAAACAAAUACAAAAUUAUAUGAAUUACAUGAUGAUUUCUUUAUGAUCUUUUUUUUUUCGUGUGUGUGUGUGUGUGUGUGUGUGUGUGUG
This is a messenger RNA of Tachysurus vachellii, 2472 nucleotides long. RefSeq names its product UDP-GlcNAc:betaGal beta-1,3-N-acetylglucosaminyltransferase-like 1 (gene b3gntl1). The transcript has 12 exons. The record is from RefSeq and is a predicted model, not a curated record. Bases 391 to 1908 code for a protein of 505 amino acids. Lineage: Eukaryota; Metazoa; Chordata; Actinopteri; Siluriformes; Bagridae.